This is a messenger RNA of Trematosphaeria pertusa, 1497 nucleotides long. RefSeq lists its product as uncharacterized. The record is from RefSeq and is a predicted model, not a curated record. The coding region runs from base 301 to 1215 and encodes 304 amino acids. The transcript has a single exon. NCBI's taxonomy places the organism in Eukaryota, Fungi, Ascomycota, Dothideomycetes, Pleosporales, Trematosphaeriaceae.
CUCCUUCACCACACCUCACUUGCGCCCACCUCUCACUGCGCCGAGCCUCUCUCCCUUUUCCCACUUAGAGGCCACCCACUCCUCAAUUAACCCUCAUCCACUCCUUUGCCCACCUCGCACAUCAUCCAUCUCCCUCCUUCGGCGCAUCCCACCUUGCUGCCAUCUCCUUCAUCCACCUUCUCGUCGCCCAGGUGACCGUGACCUUGCUUGUCGCAAGCCUUGUCGUCUGCUCAGUUGCUAGCCGACUGUCGUAUCACUGAACUCUCUCCCCUCUCUUGAUCUACUAAACACACAGUGACCAUGGGUCUCAACUACUACGCCUCGUCGCCAACCGUCGUGCUCCCACCACCACAGCCGCAUGACCAUUUCGCUCACCAACGUUCUCACUCGCCGAGCACUUUCCGCCCAAAGUAUCCUACGCCGCCCUCGCUCAACUAUCUAGCAGCUGUGUCCAAUGCCACAGCCGGGCGAAAACGAUCCAUCGCCGACGUCGACGACCCCGAGGAGAACCAACCAGUCGGAGCGGUUGUCACUCCAGCGCCCGCGAAGCCCAAGCCUGAACCCAUCUACGGCCCAGGGAUGACGCUCAUCUACCCUGGCGAGCCCGGCUUCAUCAUCUCAGCCGAGUCGCAAACCGGCACAUGGUGCGAAGAAAAGAACGAAAAGGAAGAGAAACCUCACCCCGUCCGACCCAUCGCUGUCUCGCGCAAGUCCCAACGGAUGGACUCGGCGACCGAUAUCACCAUUCCAUCGCUAAACGACACGGUCGCCCAGAAGACCGAGAACAUCAUCGACGAACACGGCAACACCAUCGACGCGCUCAUCGCGUCGCUCGGGGUCGGCUGGAAAAACGUCAUGACCAACCCAGCACUACGCGACGCCGCACGCGCCUACUCUCGCGUCAUUGAGAACCACUUCGAUCUCACCGAGGCCCUAGUCAUGCUUGAAAAGGAGUCCUUGUCAGCCUACCUCGUACGCGCCAAGCAGCAUGGUGUCCAAGGCUACUGGCUCUUCUCUGAUAGCCUCCAGUGGUGCCAGCUCGUCGGAUGGUCUCUGCAGCGAACCGUGCACAACCUCAUGGCCGGCCCUGUCCCCCGAGUCGAAGGUGAACGCAUCAACGCUCGUGAACGGACUCCAUCGGAACCCGCGACCCCGCCAUGUCAGGACAUGGACAUGGCCGUGCCUGUUGCUGAUGUCGACGCGAUGGAAAUGUGAUGGACACGCUGCGAACUCCUGCCUCCUGUUCUUCCUUCCCUCACACCAUGUACGGCAACAACAUGUUUCGGCCUAUUUCGCGUCUUCGCAUCUUCGAUCUGGAACUUCUUCGAUGGGAACUCGGCGUUCGACGGUGGACGGAUUUGCUCACUGGGGCGGACAUGUAUUGACCAUGUAUUUUAGCUUUUGCUCUCCACUGCGGCAGCUCGAUCGCCCAAUUCGGUCGCGCCGCAUGUGCUCAUACCUACUAAACAACGAAGCACUAAACAAUGAAAAGAAAUA